AUGCCAUGCAGACUUCUACAUCAAAGGGAAACAAGGUCGGAAAGGUCGAGGGGUCCACAGCACUCCGCACCCACGGGGCCAGGCUGGCACAACGCCCCAAUACUGCAAUCCUGGGAAGAGUCACACGCGCCCUCCCGGGACCCACGUGACCAUCAAGGGAGUGUGGAGGACACAUCCCUCGGGGGUGACGCCCCUGCAGAUGGAGUUUUCCCAUCUGUGCCACCCUUGCAAGGCCUGGGAAAGGCUGCGGGGCCAGGCGGCACCGGGCAAGCUGAGUGCCAGGUGGUCGUUGCAACACACCGGGCAAAUCUGAAACCAUGGGACGGACGAGCUGCACCCCUGGGAAAGAGGACAGAGGGAGGCCAGUUAUCAACGUCCUCCUGUGCCUCAGUUUCCAGAAACAAGCCAGACUCAGUGCCUCAGGGAGACCCCGUGUGGCCUCCAGAGAGCACACCCGCCCUUUGUGCAGGUGAGGAAACCGAACCCCAGAGCAGUGAGGGACUGGCCUGGGGACCCUGGGCUCAGCCCUGGGCGCCUUCCCUCUGCCCAUCUCAGACAGGCACAGCCAGCACCGCCUCACCCCAAUGCACCUCCAGACUGGCCCUCCAGGGGCCCUCAGGCACAAUCCUCUCACUUUCCUCCUCAAGCCCCCGCCUUCCCCCUUCGCACUGUGACCCAGGGGCUACUAGCAGCUGGGCCGGGCUCCAAAGCUUGAAGCUGCUUCUCCAUGUCUCUUUCCAGGGGGCGGCGGAUGGCUGCUCACUCAGGGAUGCCAACACCAACAGGACGGGACUCAUGUACGGAUCUGACUUCCCUCCCAGGCUCUGCCUUCACUCAAUGUCCCUGUGGGGCAGCUGGGGAUCCCGGCCGCCCUCCCCUGCCCACAGCCGUGAGGUUGCUUCCUAG
Molecule: messenger RNA, 906 nt
Organism: Gorilla gorilla gorilla (western lowland gorilla)
Lineage: Eukaryota; Metazoa; Chordata; Mammalia; Primates; Hominidae
Source: RefSeq, a predicted model, not a curated record